CCCGCCCCCGAAACCGCCUUCUCUCCUCUAGCCUGGGGACCCCCACCCCGUUCCCUCCUCUGGCCACCGCCGCCUCCCCAGGGCUGGCCGGGUCCCCGGCUUCAUAGAACCCCCAACUCGUGGAGGGCUCCUGGCAUUGGCGGCCGUGUCCAGCCUUCCCAUCCUCCCUGCCCAGAGACCCAGUCAUCCCCGUGCCCACCCCGCCGCGGCCGCCUCCUCGCAUCCCAAGAUGAGCCGCCGCGGAGCUUGGGGUCCGAGUGCCCCGUGCACCCGCCCAUCCCCCCGCUCCCGGUGCCCUUUCCCGGCGUCCCAGCUCGUCUGGGACCUUGUGUCGCCCUCCCUUGCUGCCUCUUUGAAUGUUCUGGCUUUUUUCAUCUUCUCCAGAUCAAGAUCAUUCUGUGGAUGAAAUGCCUGUUGUGGUGAAGAUUGAGAAAGGAGUUGGCAGCAAUGGUGGAGGUGGCUUUUCCCAGACUCGCAGCAGCAGCACAGGCAGCAGCAGUAGUGGAGGAGGAGGUGGCCAGGAGUCCCAGCCAUCCCCACUGGCUUUGCUAGCAGCCACUUGCAGCAGAAUCGAGUCACCCAAUGAAAACAGCAACAACUCCCAGGGCCCAAGCCAGUCAGGGGGCUCAGGUGAGCUCGAUCUCACAGCCGCCACACAGCUCACCCAAGGUGCCAAUGGUUGGCAGAUCAUCUCCUCCUCUGGGGCUACCCCUACCUCAAAGGAUCAGGGUGGCAGCAGUAGCAAUGGUAGCAGUAGUAGUGAAUCCUCCAAGAAUCGCCCAGUCUCUGGUGGGCAAUAUGUUGUCACCACCACCCCCAAUAUACAGAACCAGCAAGUUCUGACAGGACUUCCUGGAGUGAUGCCUAACAUUCAGUAUCAAGUAAUCCCCCAGUUCCAGACUGUUGAUGGGCAACAGCUGCAGUUUGCCACCACUGGGGCCCAAGUGCAGCAAGAUGGUUCUGGUCAAAUUCAGAUAAUACCAGGGGCAAACCAGCAGAUUAUCACAAAUAGAGGGAGUGGGGGCAAUAUCAUCGCUGCUAUGCCAAACCUGCUCCAGCAGGCUGUCCCCCUCCAAGGCUUGGCCAAUAAUGUCCUCUCAGGACAGACUCAGUAUGUGGCCAAUGUCCCAGUGGCUCUGAAUGGGAAUAUCACCCUGCUGCCUGUCAAUAGUGUUGCUGCAGCCACCCUGACUCCCAGUUCCCAGGCAGUCACAAUCAGUAGCUCAGGCUCUCAAGAGAGUGGCUCACAGCCGGCAACCUCAGGGACAACUAUUAGCUCUGCUAGCCUGGCAACCUCACAAGCCAGUUCUGGAUCCUUUUUCACUAAUGCCAGCAGUUACUCGUCCACAACCACCACCAGCAACAUGGGCAUUAUGAAUUUUUCUACCAGCGGAACAUCUGGGACCAAUACUCAAGUGCAGACACCACAAAGGGUCAGUGGGCUUCAGGGAUCUGACUCUCUGAAUGUUCAGAACCAAACGCCUGGAGGUACACUCCAGACCAGUCAACAGAAAGAGGGAGAGCAAAACCAGCAGUCACAGCAACAACAGCAGAUCCUCAUCCAGCCUCAGUUAGUUCAAGGGGGACAGGCUAUUCAGGCUCUCCAGGCUACACCACUGUCAGGCCAGACCUUUACAACCCAAGCUAUUUCUCAAGAUGGUCUCCAGAACCUCCAGCUUCAGGCUGUUCCCAACUCAGGCCCCAUUAUCAUCAGGACACCAACCGUGGGGCCUAAUGGGCAAGUCAGUUGGCAGACUAUUCAGCUUCAGAAUCUUCAAGUCCAGAACCCACAGGCUCAGACAAUCACCCUGGCACCAAUGCAGGGUGUCUCUUUGGGACAGACUGGCAACAGCAACACCACCCUCACACCUAUCGCCUCAGCUGCCUCCAUCCCUGCUGGCACAGUCACUGUGAAUGCUGCUCAGCUCUCCUCGAUGCCAGGCCUCCAGACCAUCAACCUCAGUGCACUAGGUGCUUCAGGAAUCCAGGUGCACCAGCUGCCAGGUCUGCCACUGACCAUAGCAAAUGCCACAGGAGACCAUGGGGCUCAACUUGGCCUUCACGGAGCCAGUGGUGAUGGAAUGCAUGAUGACACGGCUGGUGGGGUGGAAGGAGAGUCCAGCUCAGACCCCCAACCCCAGACUGGUCGAAGGACAAGGCGGGAGGCUUGCACCUGCCCCUAUUGUAAAGAUAGUGAAGGGAGGGGCUCUGGGGACCCCGGUAAAAAAAAGCAGCAUAUCUGCCACAUGCCAGGUUGUGGCAAAGUUUAUGGCAAGACUUCCCACCUUCGGGCACAUUUACGAUGGCACACAGGCGAGAGGCCCUUUAUCUGUUCUUGGCUGUACUGUGGAAAGCGCUUUACUCGAUCAGAUGAGCUCCAGCGGCAUAAACGCACACACACAGGUGAGAAGAAGUUUGCCUGCCCUGAGUGCCCCAAACGCUUCAUGAGGAGUGACCAUUUGUCGAAGCACAUCAAGACCCACCAGAAUAAAAAAGGAGGCCCAGGAGUGGCCCUAAGCGUAGGCACCAUGCCCCUGGACAGUGGGGCAGGCUCAGAGGGCAGUGGCACUCCCACUCCUUCUGCCCUCAUUACCACCAAUAUGGUAGCUAUGGAAGCUAUUUGCCCAGAGGGGAUUGCCCGACUUGCCAACAGUGGCAUCAACGUCAUGCAGGUAGCUGACCUGCAGUCUAUCAAUAUCAGUGGCAAUGGCUUCUGAGAUCAUAUGCCCAGUGCCAGAGACACGGGCUGUACCCACAAACCCUGGGGUACAAGGUAGCAUUGGGUCCAAGAGACAUGUGGGAGAGGGAGCCACGAUGCACAGCAAUGGGAAGUGUGUGGGGGGGGUACCCAGGAGAUGAGUUGGGGCCCUAGUACCCCACCUGGAAUGGGGCACGUGAGUGGAAACUAUUGAUGUGACCCCGCUACCCUACAUGGAGCAUUUGACCCCAGACGGUUUCCUUUUAAACUUCUUUCCCCAACCUCUCCCUUUCUGCUUUACUUAUCUUACCUUCCCCCAUGAUGGAUCCUUCCCUCUUCCCCCUUCCUUAAAGCCAUCAUGCCUUGAUAAAUAUAUAUAUGAUCAUUGAAAUACUUUUUAACAAAAGACAGAUUCUAUAUUAUAUAUAUGUGUAUAUAUAAAAUAUAUAAAAGACAUUCACAAUGGGGAGUAGGCUCAAAGGGAGGAGGAGGAAUAACCUGUGACCGAAAUACCAUGGUCAGUUUCAUAAUAAUGCCUUAUCUCCUUGUGGCUGGGCCUUGGCCUGGCACAUCAGGCCUUUCUGCAGAUGCUGUCCUGACCUCCCAUGAGAUUAAGCAUUCAUAUACUCUGCUUUUAGGUUUUAUAUAUAUAUGGUUUUUUUUUUCCCUUUAUUUUGUCAUUUUAAUUGGGAGCAGCUUUCUGUACUACCUUUCUCAAUCAUACCCUUUUCAGUCUCCUCCCCACCUCUCCUUUUUCCUCUUUCCACCUGAUCAUUUAGUGUUUAACUUUUAGAUGAUAUUCUUUGGACCAGGGCUCCUAGCAUUUUUGAGGCAAAUUUGGUCCUGAAGAAGAAUGGGAAAAGUACCCCUGUUCCCUGGGCCAAUGCUUGAAGUGACAGGGUCAGAGAGCCAUUCAGAAAAACUACUGAUGGAGGCAUUGCCCUCACUUCCUCCCACCCUGGAGCCAGAGUCAAAGGCAGUGCCUUUUGGUCAUCUUCAAGCAUCCAGGAUCCCAGGUGGUUCUAGGAAAAAGGACAGUAGGCCAUGGAGAGAUGGUGGGUUUGUCCAAGCCAUAUGAAACACCAAAAGAUGGUGGUAGAAGAAUAGGUAAAGAGUGGGAUAGGGGGAAUGAAGGAUGUGCCCAGGCCAGGAGGGUACUCAGAAUAACUAGCCUCGGAUUAGUUGGAGACUUAGUUGAAUUUGUUUUACCUUCUUCCAGGUUAGUUCUAGGUUGAUUUUUUUUUUUUUUUUUUUUUUUUUUUUUUAAGGCCUGGACUUCAUACUGCCUGAAAAGAGGCAUGCUCUUUAUUUAAAACAUCCCUAGAAAUUUCUCUCUGACUCCAUUAUUAAGGAUUAUCACAAUUUGAUUUCCCCCAAUUUCAGUCCUUAAGAAUUAUUUGGGGACAAAAGUAGGAUUGUUCUGGGAUGUAGUGGGAGGUCAGAAGAACUUUACCUGCCCCCUCUCUUUUCCCCCCACCACCAUUAUUAUCUGUUUUGGGAGAUUUGUAGGGAUGACAUUUCAGAAGGGGCACCAGUAUCUUUAGAAACAAAAUCUUCCCAUUUCCUUUAGGCCCAGAUCUAAAGGGGAGUCUGGGAAUGACAGCAACAGGAAGCUUAUUUCUUUUGUCAUUGAGAAAUCCAAAAGCAACUAAAAUUGGCCUCAAGGCCCAGCCACUAAAGCCUUGUGUCUCUUGACUGUUUGGUUUCUCAUCAGGGAGCUUUUCACUCAUUGUGAGCAAGGUGUAGAAACGGAUGUGUCUUGUGUGGAUCUUUUGAUUUGGGGGAUAGGUUUCUGUUAGCCACUAUUAAAGCAGACCUGCAAUAAAUGGAAAUUACCCUGAGCUGAUAGAGCUAGUGAAGAGUGUGAGUGUGUGUGUGUGUGUGUGUGUGUGUGUGUGUGUGUAUGUAUGUGUUUUAAUGUGUAUGUGUUCGUGUCUACAUACACUUAAAAGAAAUUUUUUGAAAUUGUUGAAAAGAAUCAAAAAGCUCUAGAAUCAAAACACCUCAAGACCCCUUUCAUAGAACUCCACUUUUAUCUGUACACUGUUCCUGGGGUCACUUUGCUUUUCUAACAGUCACACUUUGAAACAAGGCAAGUUAAGGGGUCAAAGAACAUACUAAAUUCCUUCUGCACUUUUUGAGGGGAAAUGAUUACAUAUGUAUGUGAAAGUGAAAAUAGUGUCCCAGUCCAUACAUAAGCAGAGGCCUAGACCUUUUCAUGAAUUUAUCUUUUGACUGUUGCUACAAAUAGAUGAUGCUGUGAUUCUGCCUUAUAUUUUGUAUAAAAUCCAGCACGAUUAGGGUUUUGGUGUUUGUUUGUUUGUUUUUUAACCUGAAACUCAAUGACUGUUAAUAUCUUAAAGAUUAACUUGAAGCAUGUUCAGUUCCAUGAGGACAUAUGCUGUUUUCAAAACUCAGGAAUCAUUUGCAAGGAUCUUAGUUAACUAAGAUUGUUUCCCAGACCAAAUCCUGUUUAUGCUGAAACAAAAGAAUUUGUGCCCCAGUUUAUCAUCCUAUCUUCCCAUCUCAUCCCAUCCCAUCCUCCCUUCCCAUCCCUUACCUCCCCACCCCAGCUCCAGGAGAGGACUCAGCAGAUUCUUUCAAUGUAAAUUUAUAAUCAUGUACUUUUGGAUCCAUUAAAGGAAGGGGGAAGGACACCCCAGUGAACAUUUCAAUAUUUUAUUGGUACAAUUCAACAAGGCACAAUCUCUUCCUCUAGCAAUGUGGAAUUAGGAGGAAACCCUUUCAGUGUUGCUACUAGGGGCAAUGGACCUUUUGGGAAAGGUAUCUGAGGUUGAUUAUAGAGUAGAAGGCUGUGGGUUUACUCCUCCUUGAAAAGAAUAUAUUAUCCAUGUCUUGGAUCAGUUUUAUAACAGACCAAUCUUUCCCUUCUACCCACCAAGGAAAUUCAAGAGCAGAGGUGUUGUUUGGCCUAUGAACCUUUGAGAGUUGGCCAUUGGCAGCUUGAAUCUCCUGGACUCAGUGAUUGGGGAUGGGGGGCCCUGUGCCUAGAUAGGAGCUAUAGCUCUUUUCUGAAUGUCCCUUUUCCCUAAGGUUUUAGCCAUCACAGAUUAAUCCAGCUGUCAGUAGACUGAUCCUGAGACUCAUCUCCCCUUCCUCAUGAGAUAUAUGAUCUUUUUUUUUUUUUUUUUGGUCAUGACCAAUCCUAUUUUGUUGUGAGGUUUUGUUUUUUGGUGUGGGGGGUUGGGAUAGGAGAGGUAAUGUUAAAGCAUUCAUUCCCUUGCCUGGCCUUUGUACCUUUUGGCUUCUUCCCUUGUGCCCCCAAAUAGUAAGAUAUCCCAUAUUGUCUUUUCAGGGACUUUCUGGUUGUCCUAAUCCACCCUGACCUGUGGGUUCUGAACAGAGUGCAGUUUAAUGGGUAUUCCUGAGCCCAGCCCAAAUCUGAAUAAACAACCCUCUCCCUCCCCUUUUCAGGAAAUACAGAAGUAAUGGACAUGGGGCUUAGGGGGGGGGGGAAGGGUUGGGUACAAAAGCUGUAAAUUAAUAUGGCUGAUUUAUUUCUACUAUAUAUAUAUAUUUUUUGCUUUUGUAUAUCUUAUAUAGGAAACUUUAAGCAUUGUAUUUUUUAACAAAUCUGAGAAAGCACUAUAAACUGCAGGUAUUUGACUUUCAGAAUAUAUUUUGUAUUGUUAAUAUCUUCACAUUGUGAAUACUGGAAGCUGCAGAUCUUUGCUGAAAUGCAAUAAAUUUAUAUAUCUUUUGGUGGGGUACAGGUAUUGGAGGGACCUUGUUGGGGGUGCUAUUCAGGUCCCUGUCAUGCUCUGGGGGAGCCUAGGUGCUACUUGAUUAAAGUUUCCACCCAGCUACCAUCAUCCCUUGUGCCUAUUGGGCCUUGGGGUGAAUUUAAAAAGCACUUGGAGUUGCAGGUGCCAAAAAUAAAAGUGUGAGAAUGGUCUAAUUGCCUAGAGUGGGACCCCUUCAGUUAACCCCCUACCCUGUCCUAGGCUAGGAAGCCUCUGGUGAUGAAAGGUAAAAAGUGAAAUCUGUUCCAUCUCUCUUGGAAGAGGGCUCAGUUUCUCAAGGGAUGAAAGGUGGCGGCAGUAGCCUUGGGAAGGGGAGGAGGAUGUGGCACUCAUCCAGCCCCGGAAAAGGUUGCUUUUGAAAACUGCUGAUAAAAUAUGGGCAGGUUAUUACUUUUUGUUUGGGAGCCCAGACUCUCCCUGGUGCCUCUUUUGGCUCCCCGCCCAGGCCACAGACCUCCUCCGAGGAGGAUGAGCGGACCAACUUUGAGGUCGAUUCCCUUUCUUUUUUCUCUUCUCUGAACACCAGCACCCAGGCACUAGCUAAGGUCACAGGGCAGAAGUGAGUUGCCUUAAGCUUAAAUUCUUUUCUCCUACUGCUUAACUCUUAGCUUUAAUUCCCUUUCCUGAGACCCUGGGAUUUAGGACUCCCCAAUUCAUUGUCCUCCCUCUGGUGAGCACUGACCCUGUUGGUCAGCACCAAGCCAGGUUUCCCAAGCCCCUGUGCUCUCCACACAACUGGCCAAAGGGAAGAAUGUUGGGAGAUGGUCUGGUCAGCCUCGGGGUGAGGGGGCACAGUGCUUUGUUAGCCGAAGUCUUAGUUGCAGGGUAACCUAACUCUUUCCCUGCCCACUUAGCCUUCAACUAAUAGGAGAUUCUAGAGAUUAUAGGAUGUUGGCAGUCUAUUUGGCCACACUCUUGGUCUCCCCUCAGGAUUAGGGAGAAUGAUGGCAGGGCUGUGAUUGCUGACGAAGAACAAGGAAUUCAAUUUAUUUUGCUGGUUCCCCUUGGCGUGAGGGGGGAAGUGACAUGCUUGUCCUUCUAGUGCUCAGAAAUGCUACUGUGCCUUCUUCCUGGGGAGCAGGAAGCAGGCCUUCAGCUACCCUUCUCUUCUCCCCUGUGACACCUGGCCUUCUCCACUAGGGAAGUCUCCGUCCUGCUGCUUAGCCCCUCUCCCUAUGGCUUCCCUCGCCUUGAUGGAGGGCCUAAAGCCCAAGGCCUGGGGAAAGAUGGGGGAGGACUUGCUGAGAUGGGUAUAUGGUAGUUGUCCAGGAUGACCUGCUUUUUCAUGAGUCUCAGCCAUCCCAUGCGAAGGCUAGGGACCCAACUUGUGCCUAAAACUUUAGAUAAUUUUUUUUUAAUCUAACACUGGUAAUAACCAGUCACCACACAACUGCCUUUAAAAAAAAAAUUUCAAUAUCAUGCUGUUUCUGUUGGUUUCCAACAAAUUACCACCAGAGCUCUAUGGGAAAAUAUGGUUUUAAGUUCUCUCUCUGUAUUUCAUCUAGAACUCCUGCCCUUUUUUACUGAUUAUUUCCUCUUCUCUUGCCUCUUAUCUCUUGUCCAUCAAUCUUUCCCCCCCUUUGCUCAUUUGUCUCUUGUCUCAUUUUCUUGUCUCUUCCCCCUUGUUCUUGUCUGGGUGGGGUGGGGUGGGGGAGGGAACUUUUUUUUUUGCCUUUUUGUACAAAGAUUAGUUUCAAUGUAGUCUGUAGCUCCUUUGUAAACCAAUUAAAAAUUUUUUAAUAAAAAGCCAUGUCUCUG
This is a messenger RNA of Sarcophilus harrisii (Tasmanian devil), 8220 nucleotides long. It is a transcript of the gene SP1, whose product is annotated as Sp1 transcription factor. Gene Ontology annotation, biological process: regulation of transcription by RNA polymerase II. NCBI's taxonomy places the organism in Eukaryota, Metazoa, Chordata, Mammalia, Dasyuromorphia, Dasyuridae. Gene Ontology annotation, molecular function: RNA polymerase II cis-regulatory region sequence-specific DNA binding; DNA-binding transcription factor activity, RNA polymerase II-specific. The record is from RefSeq and is a predicted model, not a curated record. The coding region runs from base 357 to 2717 and encodes 786 amino acids. The transcript has 5 exons.